CCGGUGACGCCAGAGCUCCUGGUGAGCCCCAGCAGCCAGGACGGGGACCUGGGGUCCGAGUGCCCGGAAGACAGAGGAAACUGGACGGGGCGGCUGGAUUUCCUUCUCUCCUGCAUUGGAUACUGCGUGGGCCUCGGAAACGUCUGGAGGUUCCCCUACAGGGCUUACACCAAUGGAGGAGGAGCUUUCCUGGUUCCUUACUUCAUCAUGCUGGCCAUCUGUGGGAUCCCCAUCUUCUUCAUGGAGCUGUCACUUGGCCAGUUCUCCAGCCUGGGGCCGCUCGCUGUCUGGAAGAUAAGCCCUCUCUUUAAAGGCAUUGGCAUGGGCACGAUCCUCAUCGUCUCCCUGGUGGCCAUUUACUACAAUAUGAUCAUUGCUUAUGUUCUCUUCUACCUCUUUGCAUCCCUCACAAGCGACUUGCCCUGGCAGCACUGCGGCAACUGGUGGAACACUGACCUGUGCCUGGACCACCACGUCAUCAAGGCGGGGAACACCACCUUCCCCGUCAACAUCACCAACACCGUCAGCCCCAGCGAGGAGUACUGGAGCCGGUACGUCCUGCACAUCCAAGGGAGCUCUGGGAUCGGGGAUCCUGGGAGGAUCCGCUGGAACCUGUGUCUGUGCCUGCUCCUUUCUUGGACUAUCGUCUAUCUGUGCAUCCUAAAGGGAGUCAAAUCCUCUGGCAAGGUUGUGUACUUCACUGCCACCUUCCCAUACCUCAUCCUGGUGAUGCUGCUCAUUCGUGGCGUGACCCUGGAGGGGGCCUGGAAGGGGAUUCGCUUUUACCUCACGCCCCAGUUUGAUCACUUGCUGUCUUCCAAGGUGUGGAUUGAGGCAGCCCUGCAGAUUUUCUACUCCCUUGGAGUAGGCUUUGGAGGCCUCCUCACCUUUGCCUCGUACAACACAUUCCAUCAGAAUAUCUACAGGGACACCUUCAUAGUGACCUUGGGCAAUGCUAUCACCAGCAUCCUGGCAGGGUUUGCCAUCUUCUCCGUUUUGGGAUACAUGUCCCAGGAGCUUGGGGUCCCUGUUAACCAAGUGGCAAAAGCAGGUCCUGGCCUGGCUUUUGUGGUGUACCCCCAGGCCAUGACAAUGCUCCCCCUUUCUCCAUUCUGGUCUUUCCUGUUCUUCUUCAUGCUGUUAACCUUGGGCCUGGACAGCCAGUUUGCCUUUAUGGAGACCAUCGUUACGGCAGUGACAGACGAAUUUCCCUACUACCUGCGGCCAAAGAAAGCUUCUUUCUCAGCUGUCAUCUGUAUUGCCCUUUUCCUGAUGGGGCUCAUCCUCACAACAGAGGGUGGGAUGUACUGGCUGGUCCUACUGGAUGACUACAGCGCUGGCUUUGGUCUCAUGGUGGUGGUGAUCACUACCUGCCUUGUGGUGACACGUGUCUAUGGCAUGAAGAGGUUCUGCCGAGAUAUCCACAUGAUGCUGGGCUUCAAACCAGGGCCCUACUUCAGAGCCUGCUGGAUGGUCCUGUCCCCGGCAACAAUGAUGGCUCUGCUGGUGUACAACAUCAUCAAGUACCAGCCCUCUGAGUAUGGCAGCUACCGCUUCCCUGCCUGGGCCGAGGUCUUGGGCAUCCUCAUGGGAGUCCUCUCCUGCCUGAUGAUUCCCAUGGGCAUGGUGGUGGCUGUCCUUGGAGAAGAAGGGACGCUGUGGGAGCGAGUCCAGCAAGCCAGCCGGCCUGCCAUGGACUGGGGCCCAUCACUGGAGGAGAACCGGACCGGCAUGUACGUGGCGAGUCUGGCCGGCAGCCAGUCCCCCAAGCCGCUGCUGGUCCACAUGCGGAAAUACGGGGGCAUCACCAGCUAUGAGAACACAGCCAUCGAGGUGGACCGGGAGAUAGAAGAGGAGGAGGAGGAGGAGUCCAUGAUGUGA
Molecule: messenger RNA, 1881 nt
Organism: Balearica regulorum gibbericeps (East African grey crowned-crane)
Lineage: Eukaryota; Metazoa; Chordata; Aves; Gruiformes; Gruidae
Source: RefSeq, a predicted model, not a curated record